Messenger RNA from Micropterus salmoides (largemouth bass), 2965 nucleotides. RefSeq names its product doublecortin domain containing 2B (gene dcdc2b). The transcript has 12 exons. Gene Ontology annotation, cellular component: microtubule; microtubule organizing center. Gene Ontology annotation, biological process: intracellular signal transduction. The coding region runs from base 838 to 2163 and encodes 441 amino acids. The record is from RefSeq and is a predicted model, not a curated record. NCBI's taxonomy places the organism in Eukaryota, Metazoa, Chordata, Actinopteri, Centrarchiformes, Centrarchidae.
UGUGACUCUCAGAAGCUCAAAUUUCCCAUUUGGAUCACAAUGAAUAAGCUCUCGCUCAUCACUCACAUGACAAGUUCAUCCUAGAAAUAUUCACAUGAUUGUCUCCUAUUAAGCUGCUGUUGUCUUUUGGUAUUAAUGUCAUUAAGUAGCACCCACAAGAAGAAGCCCAAACAAACACUAAAGACUACAGCGUUUUGCUCUUAAAUGUCUUUGCUUGAUUUUAAAUGUAAUAUUUAAAAAGGGCCACUUUUUGAGAGAUGUCCGCACUGGUUCUGUCACCUACUCAUUCAUGCGCUAGCUUGGUAAUGCUGAUAUACAUGAUAUAUUUGGCAAUAUUUUGGGGGGGGGGUAGAAACAACUGGGUGUAGAGGUUAUCUUAUUGAUUCAGCAUGUAACACAGCGAUCCACUCAUUCUCUCCUCCUCUGUCUGUCUCCUUUGUAGUGGUUGCUGCUGAUAGUUAGGCCCACAAAGCCAGUCAUUGCUGUCACGCUGCCAUAGCAACCAGGAAAUACUCACCGUGUGUGAAUGUGUGUGUGUUAGUGGAGAUUGAGAGAGCAGAACGUGGUGAGUGGGAGUUGAGACGGACCACAACAACAGAGGGGACAGAUUUUUCACCUUUGCCUUCAGUUCUACGCUUCAUCUUCCACGAGAUUUGUGAGUGACAGAGCAGUGUCUGUAAUGUAAUAUGUGUUUGUGUUAAUUAAGUUGUUGAGCAAGUGUGACCCAGAAAUGUGGGUGUAUCUGGUGUACGAAGAUGGUCAGUAAAUGCAACUUAGUGAGUAUAGUUAUGUGACUUGUGAGAACUCAAGAACAUUGCCGCCUUGGUAAAUUGGUGUAUGUGGACUCCGGCAGUAACAGCUGCCACAGAGAUGGCUGCCAGCACCGCAACCACGACUCUCCUGCCUCCAGUGAAGAGCGUGGUGGUGUACAGGAAUGGAGACCCCUUCUACAAUGGACGGAGGUUCGUGGUCAACCAGCGACAGGUGACCACUAUGGAGGCCUUUCUGAAUGAGGUGACCCAGAGCAUCGGCGCUCAACUCGCUGUUAGGACACUCUACACCCCCAGACAGGGUCACAGGGUGUCAGACCUCCAAGACCUUCAGACCGGAGCGCAGUAUGUUGCUGCUGGCUUUGAAAGGUUCAAGAAACUGGAUUACCUGAACACAGGAACGAAAAAGCAGCCCGCUGCCCGUGAAGAGACCCAGGCCAAAGUAACCCAGAGACCAAAUGUCUCAGCCAAAUGGAGAAGGUUUAUACCUGUGCCUUGCAUUAUACAUGUUUUCCGUAAUGGAGAUCUCCUGUGUCCACCAUUCCGAUUCAUCAUUCCCCGGACCAUGCGGCAGGAUCUUGAGCAGAUCCUGAGUCUGGUCACAGAGAAGGUCAGCUUGCGAACCGGAGCCGUGCGCAGGUUGUGCACUUUGCAAGGAGUGACUGUGUCCUCAGCUGUUGAGCUGGAGACCGGCCACUGCUAUGUUGCCGUGGGAACCGAGAGGUUCAAGAAACUUCCGUAUGUGGAGCUUUUUGUCUCAAAAGCUGCAGAGAGAUAUUACCCAGGAAAGAGACGGCUGUUAAGGAGAAAUGAGAACAGGAAAGCUGGAAGUGGUCCAGAAGACCAGUACAGUGACUCAGCUCUCCUUGACUCCCCCAAGUCAGAUGGUCGGAGAGUGAAGUCGACAGGGGAUGAAGCUGCAGCUCCUGCAGCCACACAGCAGAGGAGCAGGAGAGAAGAAGCAGACGAGACCUCAGAGUUCUUCGCCAGGCCGGUGAAGAUCCGCAACAACAGGCGGCAGCCAAGACCACCCCUCAGCAAUGGAUCUGUCCAGCCCAGCGUGUUUAAAAGAGCAGCACAGAAGAGAAGAGAGGAGGUGCGAGGGGCCGAGGAGGUGCAUGAGGAUGAAAACACGGCGACAGAGCUUCCCGUUGACCAGAGAGUUGCAGAAAUAGUGGAGGAUGAGGAACUAAACAACCAAAAUGAUCCUCUGCACAACACACAGCAGGCAUCUGAGCAAGAUGGUGUAAAACAGACUGGAAUUCUGACUGAGGAGUCUGCUGCAGAAACACUGAAGCCUGAGCUGAAGCAGAUGUCUUCAAAGUCAAGGUCUUCGUCAUCCACCCUCAAAGAACAGGGAAGAAAAGGCAUAUUUACCCACCUCAUGUUCUAAACCAGUUCUUAUUGGCAUCACCAGAACCAGGCUUAAUGAAAAUUUGUGCUUGAUUCCGUCUUCUUUUACACCAUUUUGAUCAUUUACUUCCAGCAGGAGAGGCCACAUGACGCCCCAUCGCUUACAGUAGAAGAGAACCAUCAUCAAGAGGACUGGUGAGCACGGAAGAUUCAUCAUCACAUGAUGCCGCACGGGUACAGCAGAUAACCAAGCAACUACUUCUUCUACAAUGACCAUGAUGAUGUGGCUAAAUAAAUGUUUGAUUAUAUUGGUGGUACUUUAACUGUGUUAAUGAGCCAACUGACAGCAACAAUAAUUUAUGUUGUUAAGAGUCAAAUAUGUGAACAGACAGACAAAAUCAGAACAAGCACUACAGGAGAUGGACACACUUUCAUAAGCUCUAGCAUAAUAGAUAAAGAUCCCCAGCUACAACUCCAUAAACUGAACUCAAAAAUGAUCACACAGACAGAGCAACGCAUUUCUGACGUUAGAGCUGUUUAUGUUAUUGUGUCUAACCUGUUUUUUGGAGGUUAGUUCUGAUGCAGAUAUUGCGUAGCCUAGAUGUUCAAUGAUGCAAUUUAUUCCAUAAACAAUAUGUACAUAAGAAACAAUAGUUUGGGGAUUUACUUAGAUUUGCAGAAAUCAGUGAUGGAGAUCAUAAAACGAAGAGUUGUGUUAACAAUUUAUUUAAUAAAAUAUUGGCCACAUCACAAGCUGAAUAGAUGCAACAACAACAGAGUCAUCCGUACAGUGUUUUGUGCCAAUUAUAUACUGUGACAAUAAACAUAUAUAUUACUAUGUA